CACCGACCAGGCCACAAAUCUGCCCGUAACUGGCUGUUUGCGCCUGCAAACCAAAUUCUGACAACGCCACGGGCAUAACUAGCUUCGGCGCUAUUUUGCAACACCACAUUUGACCCGUUUUAUGCUGAUUUGGUGGCGCUACCGGUGGUCUCCCCGCGCGAGGCUCCUCUCUCGACUGUUUGGAUGGACAUGAGCGCGGAUGUCAAGCUCGUCAACCGCGACGGCGGCCUCAACCCACCAUCCGACGCUGUCCUCCCCAUCGAUGAGUCGGCCACAGCCCACAACGAUGAUGCUUUCCAAAUCAACAGCAAAGUCUCAAUAAAAGCAGAAGAGGAGCCUCUCGCGGCGAAUGGGGACCAUGGUGGUGUCACGCAGCGUCCGGCUAAGCGGCGCAAGCUUGACGACCUCCCUCCAAGUCGCUCAGCGUCGCGCGCCGUAUCACCUCCCUGGAAGCCCUUCGCAGCUAAUGGGCCGACGACGAUAAUUACAGACAGCGGCAUCAGGAAGUCCGGGAGGGUCAACAAGGAUGCUCCGCCGCCGGUGCCUGAGCCAGUCAAGCGAAGCACCCGGAACGCGGCAAAGGCUACACAGACAAAUGGGAUACCAAAGAAUACUGCACAGCAGAAUGGGUCUCGUUCGCUGUCUGGAUCUGCAGCCGUCUCUAAGUCCAAGGCGGCACAGUCUGUCGCCCGCAAGGCAUCUACGCCGUCGCUUCAGUCGCCAACUCAAAGGAAGUCUGAGCGCCACAGGAAAUCCUCCUCCUCUGCUGCCACUGCUGCCGCCCCCUCGUCUCCUGUGCUGCAGAAUGGGUUCGCUGAUAGCGCAAGGCGUCGACCCGGACGGCCUCGGAAAUCGACGCAGACGUCCUCAGAUGACAUGGGUGGCGACCUCUUCAGUACUCCAACGUCGCAUUAUCCGAGCGGCCUUGCUUCCGGCGGCAUUCACAGCUCACCCUCAGACGGAAAUCCUAAUGCGCCAUUCCGCCUCAGACUUCGGCUUCGCAAACCCGAGCCUCCCAACCGACACCCGCAGCACGUGCCUGCCCCUGCAAAGUUCUCCUCGUUCGCCGAGUGGCUGCAGCAAGAUGAUGCGCUGGAAGGAGAAGAGGGGCAACGCAUAACGCACGAUAGGGCUGUCGAGGAGGCAGAGCGGCGCAUACAGAUUGUCGACGCCGUGGAGCAUGGCGUGCUUAGUCAAGCACAGUGCAGCAUAUUCAUCCCUGACGCUGCUGACGAACCCCCUCCACGCUAUGGACACUGGGAUUAUGUUGUCGCGCACGCUGUGCACUUCAACAAGCUGCUCAAGGAGGAAAAUGCUUACCACCGAAGGAUGGCAAAAGUUCUGGCGAGGGAGGCUGUCGACUACUGGAAGGAGAAGUACAAGCGGAAGACCCAGGAAGAGAUUGAACAGGAAGAAGCCGAACGUGCAAAAUUACGGUACAGACAACUGGUCAGAGAUGUCAAGGAUUCCUGGGCAAACGUCAAGAUAGAUAUCGAUAAGGAACGGGUAGCGAGGUGGGAGGAGGAGCAGCUUCAGCUUGGCCACAAGGCCAUGGAUGACAUGUUCAACCAGGCGAAGGAAAUUCUUGGCCGGAACGUCGUGGGCUCUACUUCCUCUUUCGUCAGCGAAGAUGAGGAGAGUGAAGAUGAGGACGCCCUGUCUGAGGGCGGUGCUCCGGUUGCUUCUGGUGACUCGGAUGAUGACGAAAAUAUGAGCUCGAUCUCUGACAGUGAUGACGGCCACGAGAAUGAUGACGAUGCUAAUCUCACCGCCGAGCAAUUGCAAGCCAAGUAUGAUCAGCUCCCUGACCUCCCUGACGAGACUUCAGACGACGAGGGAGACUCGGAAGUCGACGAGGACGACGACCAAGAUCAACGAACUCCGGAUCCCACUCCGGAUCCAGACCUUGAAGUGCAGGAUGGCGAUGAUCUAUACGCUACUUGUAACCUUCUCCCCAACAACCCUUAUGCCCAUACAAAUGGACAUGCAAAUGGAUUCGACUCAGACGAAGCAGAGGAGGGCAAUCACAAACCCAGCGGCAUCGAUCCUGCCACCGUCGAUCUAGAGCAAGUUGACGAAGCUCUACUAGAUUCAGAAGACGAUGGGAGCGCAUCCGAGUCUGGGAGUGAGGAGUGGUUGAGUGGUGAAGAAUCUGAAGAGGAUGACCGCUCCGCGUUGGGCUCAGAUGAUGAGGAGGAUCUGGGAGUCUUGGGCUUCCUUUCUAGUGCAGAGAUCAAGCAGAUGAAAGCAGCCGCUAAAGCUUCCGUGGAUACUGGAGAUGGAAUUGGCCAGAUCGAGGAUGGAGAAGUACCUGCUGUAAAUGGGGUCAUCGGGCAUCACGAGGAGUCAGAGAAUCAAGAGGUGCUGGGACCUGCCAUCGUAAACGGCAGUUCAAUGACGACAGAGACGCAAGGUCACCCUACCAACUAUGACGACGACGACGCCGCCCCACGCCCUGCGCCCUCGAUUGAAAUAGACGAAUCCAAAGAUGUGGAGUACGCUCCCUCCAUAUCCGAGAAAGCCAUUUCAAGGAGCAGAUCUCGUCAUGUCUCCUCUCCUCCGCGUACCCAAAUACCGUCCUUACUCCGGGGUACACUCCGAGAAUAUCAGCACGGUGGACUUGACUGGCUCGCCAACCUCUAUGACUCUGACACAAAUGGUAUCUUAGCCGACGAGAUGGGCCUUGGGAAGACAAUCCAGACAAUCUCUCUUCUCGCGUACCUGGCAGUCGAUCGGGGAAUAUGGGGCCCUCACCUCGUCGUUGUUCCAACUAGCGUAAUGCUCAACUGGGAAAUGGAGUUCAAAAAAUGGUGUCCAGGUUUCAAGAUUCUGACAUACUAUGGGGACAUUGCUGAGCGUAAGCGUAAACGAACUGGCUGGCGUACGGAGGGCAAAGACAUGUUCAAUGUCGUGAUCACCUCUUACCAAUUGAUCCUGCAGGACGCCUCGGCAUUCAAGAUGCGAGCGUGGCAGUAUCUCAUCUUAGACGAGGCGCACAACAUCAAGAACUUCAAGUCUCAGCGCUGGCAAACGCUAUUGAACUUUAGAACGCAACGACGACUCCUCCUAACGGGGACUCCGUUGCAGAACAACAUUGAUGAGCUUUGGUCGCUACUUUACUUCCUUAUGCCUGCCGGCCUUGCUGGAGAAGGUCGUAUUGCCGGGUUGGAGGAGUUUACAAUGGCUCUGAAGAAUCCCACCUCCCAAAUUAUGGAGCAAGGCCGACAGCAGCUCGACGCUGAAGCACAGAAGGUUGUGAAGAAACUCCAUGAGGUUUUGCGCCCAUAUCUUCUUCGCAGGCUGAAGGCCGACGUCGAGAAGCAAAUGCCUGCAAAGUAUGAGCAUGUGGUUUAUUGCAAGCUUUCGAAGCGCCAAAGACAAUUGUACGACGGAUUCAUGGGCCGGGCCGCCACAAAGGAGAUCCUAGCUUCUGGCAAUUACAUGUCUAUCAUCAACUGCUUGAUGUCUUUACGAAAGGUUUGCAACCAUCCAGACUUAUUCGAGACUCGAGCCAUUGUCACCUCUAUGGCUAUGCCAAAGUCUGUUGUUGCAGAUUUUGAGAUCAAGGACCUUUUGAUCCGGAAGCGAUUGCAUCAAGGUAUGCAAGACAAAGAAGUGAGUCUCGACGCUCUUAGCCUAGUAUUUGCUCGGCGAGAGCAGACUACAAUGCUACAUGCACGACGCACGCAGCAAAUUAGAGCAACACGACCACUCGAAGACCUUAUUGAGCGGCAGACUCGGCGCCUUAAGACCGCACCUCAACCAUCUUCGUCCUGUUUCGCCUCUGUUCUUGCCGCCAUAGCAAACCGACAAAAUAUCGCUGUCCGCAACCAACUUCAAACGUGCCUCGACCUUACCCGCUCCCGUACCCAAUUCUUACCAGUCUACGGAAAGGGUUUGAUUGAACGUCUGACAAUGAACUACGAAGAUUACAGGUUUGGUGCCGCGGAAGAAAUCAAGGACGAAGGUAAACCGGAAAGAAGAGUUGAACCAGUCUUUCGACCACAAUUUGGUCCUCACGGAAGCCGCCUUCCAACGUCACUUACGUCCUUUGAGGAAGAUCGUAAGGCUCAAAUGGAUAGGGAGGGAGGCAGAAAGGGUAUGCUUGGGUUCCGAGCUCCACGUAGUCGCCUCCACGCUGCAGAAUGGUACCACAGACAGAUUACGAUCUUCGAGUCGUUGGUGCCGACACUCGAACAGCGCGCCGAAGCUCUGGAGCCAAUUGUCACCAGAUUCAACUGUGUGACUCCGGCCGUUACUGCUGAGGACAUUAUUCCUCUUACAUUGUCUAAGCCUGGCGUGGAGCUUAUAAGAUCAUCGCCAAUUGUACUUCGUCGAGACCCGUUUCACGAGUCUCGCAUUCGCCAAUCCAUCGCUUUUCCCGAUAAACGCCUUCUUCAAUACGACUGCGGCAAACUGCAGCGCCUGGCCACGCUACUUCGAGACCUGCAAGCUGGUGGUCACCGGGCGUUGAUCUUCACGCAGAUGACCAAGGUCCUCGACAUUCUGGAACAGUUUUUGAACAUCCAUGGGCAUCGAUACCUGCGCCUUGACGGAGCCACGAAGGUUGAACAACGGCAAAUUCUAACAGAUCGCUUCAAUACUGAUCCACGCAUUCUGUGCUUCAUCCUGUCAUCUCGAUCUGGUGGUCUAGGCAUCAACUUGACGGGCGCCGAUACAGUCAUCUUCUACGAUUUAGACUGGAAUCCUGCUAUGGACAAGCAAUGCCAGGACCGCAGUCACCGCAUCGGACAGACCCGGGACGUACAUAUUUACAAAUUUGUCUCCGAACACACCAUCGAAGCCAACAUCCUACGUAAAUCGAACCAGAAGCGGCUGUUAGAUGACGUCAUUAUUCAAAAAGGCGACUUCACGACCGACUACUUCAACAAGGUCACAUGGCGCGAUGCAUUGAACGAAGGGCCUGUGGACGAAGCCAGUGCCGCUAUGGAUAGGGUUCUAGGCGAGAAAGCUGGGUUGUUGGGUGAUGCGCAGGUUAUGCGGGCUGUGGAGGACAAGGAAGAUCAGAAUGCAGCUACAGUGGCGCAGAAGGAGAUCGUGGAUGAGAUUCAUGAUGACCAGGUUGAUUUUAGCGAGAGUACCUCGGCGACGCCAGCGAAUGCGAUGACGAGGGCGGUGUCAGAAGCUGAGGAUGAGAGGAAUAAGGUCGGGGAUGGUGAAAUGAGACAUGUAGAUGAAUACAUGUUAGCAUUGUUCAGGGAAGAGUAUGGUCAUGAACCGUAUAAGCCGCCAACGGAUCGUCAGAAGAAGGCGAAGAAAGGCCAGGAUGUACAUCGGCAUCCGAGGAAGAGGAGACAGCAUUUCUAAGGGAUACAUCUAGUUAGCAUCGUAUGGUAUUUCAAACCCUGAAACUACAAGGGUAUGUGUAUUAGUAGAGGGAUGGUUGUCAUGAGAUGGAUAGCAUGGAGGGAGGAGUAGGUUGGAUAUCUCUGUCUGCUGGUCAUCUGUUCCUCUCUCCUGGAGAACCAACCACCAUGAUGUCUGGUUUUGGGUUGGGCAUUAACUGUAUGAUAGUUCUUCUCUGCAUUGUGGUACUAAUGGUGGCGUUGUCAGUGCAUGAAUGGCUGGAGUUGGACUGUGCUUGUGGGAAU
Molecule: messenger RNA, 5612 nt
Organism: Lindgomyces ingoldianus
Lineage: Eukaryota; Fungi; Ascomycota; Dothideomycetes; Pleosporales; Lindgomycetaceae
Exons: 1
Coding region: 190-5328 (1712 amino acids)
Cellular component (GO): Swr1 complex
Molecular function (GO): histone binding; ATP-dependent chromatin remodeler activity; ATP binding
Source: RefSeq, a predicted model, not a curated record